Messenger RNA from Olea europaea var. sylvestris, 692 nucleotides. RefSeq names its product cytokinin riboside 5'-monophosphate phosphoribohydrolase LOG4-like. Gene Ontology annotation, cellular component: nucleus; cytosol. The transcript is spliced from 3 exons. Gene Ontology annotation, biological process: cytokinin biosynthetic process. The coding region runs from base 349 to 600 and encodes 83 amino acids. The record is from RefSeq and is a predicted model, not a curated record. Gene Ontology annotation, molecular function: hydrolase activity, hydrolyzing N-glycosyl compounds. NCBI's taxonomy places the organism in Eukaryota, Viridiplantae, Streptophyta, Magnoliopsida, Lamiales, Oleaceae.
AAAUGGAAAAAGGCUGGAGACUAUGGUGAGAUAAAAUCUCAUCAUUUUUAGCUCCCAAACUGUUGGAUUGGUUAAGUUUAUCUUUUGUUUCUUUCGUUGGCUGACUUAAGGCCACGUCGUAUAUUUAUCUCCUAUGUUUUGUAUUUUCUACUUUAUUUCUUUAUAGUAUUAAUGUAUAUAUAUGCUCGACUCUCUUGGUGCUUUCAUUAUAAAAAAAAGUUUGAAAGUUUGCACGUUUUACUAUUUCUUGAACCUUGAUAUUGUGUUUAGUGCAUUAAAAAUUCCUUUUGUUUCCUAGAUGUACCACCUCCACAUAAAUUUGAUCUUUUUUGGUACUAAUUAAAUUUCAUGAAUACAAGUGGUUAUGGAACUCUCGAAGAACUACUUGAAGUUAUAACCUGGGCUCAAUUAGGCAUUCAUGAUAAACCAGUAGGUUUGCUCAAUGUGGAUGGAUACUACAACUCAUUGUUGUCAUUCAUUGACAAAGCCGUUGAGGAAGGCUUCAUUAGUCCAAAUGCUCGCCAAAUCAUUCUAUCUGCACCUACAGCAAAGGAACUAGUUGAGAAAUUGGAGGUAUCUUUUCUGAAUUUUCAUGACUAAUAUACUGAGAUUUUUGUUGAUUAUAGUAGUAAACGAACCAGAUUCCGCCUUAAGAAGCAGAGAAGUUCAAUUUUUUGUUGAAACAAAAAGGA